Molecule: messenger RNA, 1593 nt
Organism: Lachancea nothofagi CBS 11611
Lineage: Eukaryota; Fungi; Ascomycota; Saccharomycetes; Saccharomycetales; Saccharomycetaceae
Source: the annotation of a GenBank genome assembly
AUGGAAGACGUCAAGAAAAAGUGGAAAGAAUUGCUGUAUUCUUUCAGCACAAGCGAUCGGUAUGCCGACUACAACGAGAACUCUGGAGUUUCCGGCGUUUCAAGCAUCUCUAGACGUUCUGCAGGCUCUCCAGCCAACGCUGCUGCAUCCUCAUCGCAAAUUCAGCUCACAGAGUUUGUUGAAGGCCAAGAUGGUAGCUCUAACGACGGUGUGAGCGAGACCAUGCUUGCCUGGAGACACAUCGACGCCUGGGCCUCGGAACAUCAUUCUGACCUUUAUGCAACAUUAAGUGAACCAUGUACGCGCAGUGACAUCUCCAGGGCUGAACAGGAUCUGUCGAUUGUCUUUCCGGCCUCGGUUAGGGCGUCGUUCCGUUUCCACGACGGUCAAGAAGAUUUGGAUUCGCUCACCGGAACAUCUGGACUUAUUUUCGGGCUCCAACUAAUGCCUAUGGAUCAGGUCGUACAUAUGACGCAAACUUGGAGGAACGUUGCUUUCAAUAUGCUAAAGCACCAAAAGUCAGCACAUUCAACCACCACGGGUUCUACCACCGAAUCCGAAAUUCACAUCAGUACGCCGAACAAAUCUGCAACUCCCCAGAACUUGAAGUCCAAAGGCUAUAGAAAAUUAGAAUCUCAAGAUUCCAAGGGAAGCAAUCCUGCGUUGCAGCGUGAUAUUUCUCACAACUAUAACAAGCAAUUCAAGAUGAACUCUAUUCCUCAACAGAGAUCAAUUCCGCCAGAAGCCAUUCAGUCUUUGUAUGUAAGUCCAGGAUGGAUUCCUCUGGUUACCGAUAAUGCAGGAAAUCAUAUUGCUAUUGAUUUAGCUCCAGGGCCCAAGGGAGUUUACGGCCAGAUUAUUUUGUUUGGCAGAGAGUUCGACACCAAAUUCGUGGUGGCUAACAACUGGGGUGAUUUUCUUCUCAACUUUGCCAAUGAUUUGGAAAAGGGCAAUUGGUACAUUAUGGACGGUGAUGAUGAUUAUUUAAGUGGGGCAGGCGAUCUGGUCUUUAGAGACAAGAAUGCCGGAAACACUAUCAAAGAAUACUUCGAAGUUUUGAAGCUAAGAUCUCACGGAGCUUGGAGAAACAGAGAGAAGGAGCAGACUUCUGAAGGCGCUGUGUCUACUUCCGUUCCAGUGGAGCAUAAAAGUGCGGUCUCGUCGCAGGCUACCGACUCGUCGUUCCCACUCAAGGAGCAGGAGACGAUGGUAGCAGAGUCCUCAAUUGCUACGGAAGACCAAUCAACCUCUGAAAAAAAGCCCGACAGAGUCACCGUUGUUGACUCUUUAGCCAACUCUACCGAGACUUUUUUGGCUAGCGAGGAGCCUUCACCAGAGGCCCCCAAACAAUCUCAGAAAGCUGAGCAAAAGCUGCAAGUGAACGAACACCCCAUUGAUAAGGAAGAUCAUGAACAAAAAAUAAGCAAGGAUGAAGGGCACACAAGUAAGACGCUCGAAACUGAGAAUGCCGAAGAACAAAAAUCGAUGUCGGAAGAAAAGAAAACUGACUCCCAAACUCAAAACCCUGCAGAAGAAGCUGAAGAAGCUAAAGUAAAGGAAUUAACAGAGGAAUUCGAUAAUGUCGCAUUGUAG